Meloidogyne enterolobii is the source of this 705-nucleotide messenger RNA. The record is from the annotation of a GenBank genome assembly. Lineage: Eukaryota; Metazoa; Nematoda; Chromadorea; Rhabditida; Meloidogynidae.
AUGCCUUUAAGAAUCAGAAUCUCGUUAAUUGUAAUCAUAUCAACAAUAUGUUCUAUAGUUGCUUCAUUACCAGCCCCUCCCAUUUUUGAAAGAGUUCCUCAUUAUCCCGGAUUAUGCUAUUUACCUCCAGAAUCAGGUCUGUGUUCAACCAUCGAAUUACAACAAAAAUCACCUGUCGAGACAGGCUUAGAAAACAAUAUAAACGAGCAAUUUAAUAAAUUCUCUGAAGAAGAAAAAUCGAAAAAAUGGGAAACUUCUGUAGAAAAUGAAGAAAAUAUUUUGGAUGAAACCAAAUUAAUUACAAAAUUUUAUUUUGAUAGUGUUACUGCACAAUGUUAUGCUUUUAGUACCCAAGAAUGUGGAGGUAAUCAAAAUCGGUUUGGUUCGGUAGAGGAAUGUUUGGAUGUCUGUAAAUUGGAAUUUUAAAUUUUUUUAAAGGAUUUUUCUCGAACAUCGCCAUAAUAUAUUUCUUUGGGAUUGAAUUUAAAAUUAACUCCGUGUGGUGAGGUGUAGCCUAAAUAUGGGGAUAUCGUUUAGACUUGUCUCUACUUAUUUGGCUAACCAAAAAUGGCUAACCAAAUUUUAAAAAUCUCUUGUAAUGAAAGCUUCUAAUCCUAGGGGUAUGUUAUAAUGAUGUUUGACUGUAUAUUUAUUUUUUUUAAUGUUUCUAAACACCUUAAUUAGUCCCUUUAACAAUAACCGUAA